UGCACAGAAUAAAAGUGCAUCUAUCUCUAUACAUGGGAGUAAAAGCUACUGCAAAUCUGAACCAGGAUUAAAGGGAUGUUGCUGACAAAUCCCUGCUUCAUCUCAUAGGAAGAUCAGAAAAUCUCUGCAUGCACAGUUUAUAAAACCCAGUCACCCUGCACUUUCAUUGUAAUUAGUGUUGCAAGCUAUCCCCAUAUUAAAGUCUUCUACUGGAAACACAGAAGGCAAUUGGAAUCUGGAGGAACUGAAGCUCACAGACAUUAUUUGGGGCUAAAGGUGCAUUGUAUCAAGUAAUUUCCACAAAGCACUGUGUAAUUGGGGCUUCUUUUCUAUUUUUAUUGUAUCAGAGCAAAUUGCAAAGUUCCCUUCCCCCUCUUUCCCAAAUAUAUCCACUCACCCUACUGAGAAGCCCUGCAUUCAUCUGCAGAUCAGCUGCUUCACAGGUUACUGUUGGUAUCCUAGCAAAGCACACACUGCUCUGGAUAUGACCAGCCCUUGGUCCUGGGGCCAUGGGAUUCUGCCUACAAGCGAUGGAUCUUGAUUGUUCUCCUGGAUUAUGAUGGAUGUGUCUGCUGUGAAGAACACUGAGCUGUCCUGAGUCUGUCUCCUGGAAAGGGAAUGAUAAUUCUAAUAAUUUCUAAAGACCCUCUUAGAUGGUCUCGUGGAUACAGUGGUCUUUUUUUAAAUUUCUGGAACAAAUGCAUGGAUAUAGAACACACUCCACAGAGAAUUAAACAUCUGGAAUAAAUACAGCCAAAUAUUUUUCUUUCAUCAUGAUAUCCAAUUUAGCUUAAUUUUCUUCCUAAAAUGGUUCCCUACUUUUUCUUUAUAUUUCUUCUGCUGAAGGAAGAUGGCUACGGAAACUUGGGUCCUGUGGCAUCAGCACAGACAAACGAGAGGAGAGUGGUAUCACAUGUGCCAGGUGAUGUAAUAAUUGGAGCAUUGUUUUCUGUACACCACCAACCUACUGUUGAGAAAGUCCAUGAAAGGAAAUGUGGGGAAGUGCGGGAACAAUAUGGUAUACAAAGAGUGGAAGCCAUGCUUCAUGCACUUGAUAGGAUCAACGCAGACCCAAACGUGUUGCCAAACAUAACACUUGGAUGUGAAAUAAGAGAUUCCUGUUGGCAUUCUGCUGUGGCUCUUGAGCAAAGUAUCGAAUUCAUAAGGGACUCUCUAAUUUCAACUGAAGAAGAAGAAGGUAUGGUCCGUUGUGUUGAUGGAUCUUCCACACCAUUCCGAUUAAAAAAGCCCAUAGUAGGUGUAAUUGGACCUGGGUCCAGCUCUGUGGCAAUCCAAGUACAAAAUUUGCUGCAGCUUUUCAAUAUACCUCAAAUAGCAUAUUCUGCAACAAGUAUGGACCUAAGUGACAAAACUCUCUACAAGUAUUUCAUGAGAGUGGUUCCAUCAGAUGCCCAACAGGCAAGGGCCAUGGUAGACAUUGUGAAAAGAUACAACUGGACUUAUGUUUCAGCAGUACAUACAGAAGGUAAUUAUGGUGAACGGGGUAUGGAGGCAUUCAAAGACAUGUCUGCAAAGGAUGGUGUUUGCAUUGCUCAUUCCUACAAGAUUUACAGUAACGCUGGAGAACAAAGCUUUGACAAAUUACUGAAGAAAUUACGUAGCCAUCUUCCAAAAGCACGGGUGGUGGUCUGCUUCUGUGAGGGAAUGACUGUACGAGGACUUUUAAUGGCAAUGAGACGCCAGGCAUUGAUUGGAGAAUUUCUCCUACUGGGAAGCGAUGGCUGGGCAGACAGGUACGAUGUGACAGACGGUUAUCAGCGUGAAGCUGCCGGAGGAAUAACAAUCAAGCUCCAGUCUCCUGACGUGAAAUGGUUCGAUGAUUAUUACCUGCAGCUACGGCCAGAGACCAAUCUCCGAAACCCAUGGUUUCAUGAAUUUUGGCAACACAGGUUCCAGUGCAGACUGAAGGGGUAUUCACAGGAAAAUCUGAAAUAUAACAAGACCUGCAGCGGUCGAUUGACUCUAAGGUCUCAGUAUGUUCAAGAUUCCAAGAUGGGUUUUGUCAUCAACGCAAUAUAUGCAAUGGCUUAUGGUCUUCACAACAUGCAAGUCUCUUUAUGUCCAGGAUACAACGGCUUGUGUGAUGCUAUGAAACCAAUAGAUGGACAGAAGCUGCUAGAUUGUAUCAUGAAAGCCAACUUUACAGGAGUCGCUGGUGAUAUGAUCAUGUUUGAUGAGAAUGGAGACUCACCUGGAAGGUAUGAAAUCAUGAACUUUAAGAAAAUGGGUAAAGAUUAUUUUGAUUAUAUCAACGUAGGCAGUUGGGACAACGGUGAACUCAAAAUGGACGAUGAUGAAAUAUGGUCAAGCAAGAACACCGUUAUCAGAUCUGUCUGCAGUGAGCCUUGUGCAAAAGGAGAAAUCAAGGUUAUCCGUAAAGGAGAGGUGAGCUGUUGCUGGACCUGCACGCCAUGCAAGGAGAAUGAAAUAGUUUUUGAUGAAUACACAUGUAAAGCGUGCGAUUUGGGUUCCUGGCCUACAGAUGACCUCACAGGUUGUGAUCCAAUCCCAGUGGAAUAUCUCAGAUGGAGUGAUCCAGAGCCCAUUGCAGCUGUAGUCUUCUCAUGCUUGGGUCUCCUGGCUACAAUGUUUGUGAUGGCUAUAUUUGUCCUCUACCGAGAUACUCCGGUAGUUAAGUCAUCCAGCAGAGAGCUUUGUUACAUUAUCCUGGUUGGAAUCUGUCUGGGUUACCUAUGUACAUUCUGUCUCAUUGCAAAACCCCAACAGAUAUAUUGCUAUCUACAGAGAAUUGGCAUUGGCCUCUCCCCAGCUAUGAGCUACUCCGCACUUGUGACAAAAACUAAUCGCAUUGCCCGAAUCUUGGCUGGAAGCAAAAAGAAAAUAUGCACCAAAAAACCUAGGUUUAUGAGUGCCUGUGCCCAGUUGGUUAUUGCUUUCGUCUUAAUUUGCAUCCAGUUAGGAAUAAUUGUCGCUCUUUUCAUUAUGGAACCACCAGAUGUUAUGUUUGACUACCCAAGUAUUCGGGAAGUCUACCUGAUAUGCAACACCAACAAUCUCGGGGUUGUCGCACCACUUGGAUAUAAUGGGUUGUUAAUCAUGAGCUGUACUUUUUAUGCAUUUAAGACCAGAAAUGUUCCUGCCAACUUUAAUGAAGCAAAAUAUAUUGCCUUUACAAUGUAUACCACCUGCAUCAUAUGGCUAGCCUUUGUGCCAAUAUAUUUUGGAAGCAAUUACAAAAUUAUCACAAUGUGUUUCUCUGUGAGCUUAAGCGCCACAGUAGCACUUGGUUGUAUGUUUGUGCCAAAGGUGUACAUAAUUCUUGCCAAGCCGGAGAGGAACGUCCGAAGUGCAUUCACCACCUCCACUGUGGUCCGCAUGCACGUGGGAGAUGGGAAGUCUUCUUCAGCUGCUAGUCGCUCAAGUAGCUUAAUUAACCUUUGGAAAAGAAGGGGAUCUUCUGGUGAAACCUUAAGCAUUUCAUAUACUCCUGGGCCUAUCCACACCUAUUGUCAACAACCAAUCGGAAUUCCAACACUGUCAAGUAUGAGUUACCUAUGCUCCAAUGGAAAAUCUGUUACGUGGGCACAAAAUGAGAAGAGCAGCAGGGGUCACCAUCUUUGGCAGCGUCUGUCCGUCCACGUCAAGAAAAAGGACAGUACAAACCAAACUGCUGUCAUCAAACCCUUUUCAAAAGGAAGCACAGAGAAUAGAUAUAUCAGCACUUCCUUUCCUGACACUGGUGCCAAAAUGCUCUAUGAUGUUUCAGAAGCGGAGGAGCAUUAUCCAGUGCAGUACAGACCGCAGACUCCCUCACCUAUCAAUACUGUAAGCCAGAGAGCUGCUUCAGUAAAUCGUACAGAUGAAGAUAUACCUUCCUUCCACUCCGACACUGCACAACGAAGUGGUUCUUCUCAAGGGUCCUUGAUGGACCAAAUCAGUAAUGUUGUGACUCGUUUCACCGCCAACAUCAGCGAGCUCAAUUCCAUGAUGCUGUCAGCAAACACGCAAGGGUCUAUGGUGCCCACACCUCUUUGUUCUUCCUACCUGAUCCCAAGAGAAAUCCAGCUACCCACAACUAUGACCACAUUUGCAGAGAUCCAACCGGCCCCUGCCAUCGAAUUUAACGGUGGGUCACUGUCUGCCAGAAAACCCUCUUCUGACAGCGUCAAAGAUAGCACCUCAGAGGCAACAGUAGUAAGACAAGAUAUUGAGGAGUUGGUAGCUUUAACUCCUCCAUCUCCUUUUAGAGACUCCAUUGACUCUGAAGGCAGUUCCCCUAGCUCCCCUGUGUCAGAAUCAGCUCUAUGUAGCCCGUCAACUCCUAAAUAUGACAAUAUGAUCCUGAGAGAUUACUCUCAGAGUUCCUCCUCAUUGUGAAUGUAUUUCAAGAGUGUGUUGGAUAUUUACAGAUAUGUAUACAAGUUGGGGGGAGGCACACAGAUAUUGUUUGCACAAACAUUAUAUAUCAAUCCCCCCGUGUUAGUAACCAAUGCCUGUCAAAAACACUUCCAACAAGACAGUAGCAGAUUAUUAAUCCCAUUCUAAAAUGUAGAGCAGAUGUUGAGCUAGUGGCCUUAGACAACAUGGUCUUUUAAGAAACACUGCUUACACUCGAGGGCUUAU
Molecule: messenger RNA, 4605 nt
Organism: Pelobates fuscus (common spadefoot toad)
Lineage: Eukaryota; Metazoa; Chordata; Amphibia; Anura; Pelobatidae
Gene: GRM5
Product: glutamate metabotropic receptor 5
Exons: 11
Coding region: 808-4359 (1183 amino acids)
Biological process (GO): regulation of synaptic transmission, glutamatergic; trans-synaptic signaling by endocannabinoid, modulating synaptic transmission; G protein-coupled glutamate receptor signaling pathway
Cellular component (GO): plasma membrane; postsynaptic density membrane
Molecular function (GO): adenylate cyclase inhibiting G protein-coupled glutamate receptor activity; G protein-coupled receptor activity involved in regulation of postsynaptic membrane potential
Source: RefSeq, a predicted model, not a curated record